AUGUCUUUAUUUGUCUUCAGGGAUGGGAAAAAUGAUAAAAAGAAACUAGUGGAUGCUGAAGAGGCUGGUAGUCCAUUAGAGGCAUCUGCGUCUCUCACACCUGCUAUAUGGGACAAGACUAUACCUUAUGAUGGAGAAACUUUCCAUUUGGAGUACAUGGACUUGGAUGAAUUUCUGUUGGAGAAUGGAAUCCCAGCAAGUCCUUCACAACUUGAGCUAAACCAGUCCGUCGAAAACUCACUUGUUCCUGUUGUGGAACUCGAGAAGAAUGAAAGGGUCAGCACACCAUCAUCUCCUGCCAUGUGCACUGCUACUGAAGACCCUCCAAAGGACGGUUCCAAAGAAGUUUGCAGAGAGGCUGCUAACCCAAUUGAUCCAGAACAGAUUGAAGUGUCGGUUAAUUUCAUACCUGAUCCUGUAGACUUGAUAUUAUCUAGUGUGCCUGGUGGUGUACUGUUUGAUCCUCGCAAACACAAAUUUUCAGAAGAUGAUCUGAAACCACAACCUAUGAUUAAAAAGGCUAAAAAAAUCUUUGUCCCAGAAGAUGCAAAGGAUGACAAGUACUGGUCAAGACGGCGAAAGAAUAACGUGGCUGCUAAACGGUCCCGUGAAGCAAGACGACUGAAGGAGAACCAAAUCACAGUUCGGGCUGCUUUUCUUGAAAAAGAGAACUUUGCCUUGCGCACAGAAGUGGCUGAACUCAGAAAGGAUGUUGGGAGAUGUAAAAGUAUAAUCUCUAAAUAUGAAGCCAAAUAUGGACCACUGUAAAAUAAAAUCCAGAAAUGUGUCAUUGGAGUUCAGCUUACAUUGUUAUAACAUAAAAGUGCCUAACAGUUCCUAAUCUGUCAAAGCACAAGGCAUAUGUCUUUGUGCUUCCCUUAAUGUUACACUGAUGCUAGCAGCAAGCGUUGCUGUGUUGUGUACUUCAGAUAACGUGUUACAUUAUCUGGUGGUGGAAACUGUGGGCAUUGUGGAUUUUGCCUGAUGGCACUUAACAUUUCCACCAAGAUGGUCAGGCUUCAGUAAGCAUCACUUAGAAUCCUUUACUGGGUUCAUUUUAUUGG
Molecule: messenger RNA, 1064 nt
Organism: Protopterus annectens (West African lungfish)
Lineage: Eukaryota; Metazoa; Chordata; Ceratodontiformes; Protopteridae
Product: thyrotroph embryonic factor-like
Exons: 4
Coding region: 1-768 (255 amino acids)
Biological process (GO): regulation of transcription by RNA polymerase II
Cellular component (GO): nucleus
Molecular function (GO): DNA-binding transcription factor activity, RNA polymerase II-specific; RNA polymerase II cis-regulatory region sequence-specific DNA binding
Source: RefSeq, a predicted model, not a curated record